Thamnophis elegans (Western terrestrial garter snake) is the source of this 878-nucleotide messenger RNA. RefSeq lists its product as uncharacterized. The coding region runs from base 1 to 843 and encodes 280 amino acids. The transcript has 3 exons. The record is from RefSeq and is a predicted model, not a curated record. NCBI's taxonomy places the organism in Eukaryota, Metazoa, Chordata, Lepidosauria, Squamata, Natricidae.
AUGACCAAGGAGGAGGGGCAGGGCUCGGAACAGCUUCCUGCACCAAUAUGCAUCCCAGGCCCUGGGGACAAGAUCUUACAGGAUUUUCAGAUCCUGGUGCAGAAGGUGGGGGGGAGGCCCGAGGUCCUUCUCAUUGGGGAGACCCUGGAAGGCAGGGACAUCCAUAAGAUGAUGGCCUCUUUUGUUAAGGACUUGUUCUCUUCCUCCUGUCACUCGGUCCACCCUGCCGAUGCUUUGAAAGAGCCUUGUGUCACCUGCCCUUUUGGUGGCAAGCAAUGCCAGCUCAUCUUCUUUCUGUGCCGUGCCUCCUGCAUAAAGGGCAAGGAGACCGAACUGCGGAAAGUUUUGCAACAGGUGAAGAAGUACGUCCAGAAAUCCCCCUGCGCCUUAGUGGGAAUCAUUAUGGAACCCAAGAGAGGGGAGGCCGAGGAAGCCCGUGCCCACCUGCUUCGACUGUUGCGGGGCAUCUUCCCAAAGGCUUCACCACAGAAACGGGGCAAACAGCCGGCUGUCAAAGGAAAUCAGGAUCAGGCAGGACCAUUGGAAUUGGAAGAUGUGGAGAUAGAAGCAGAGGUCUAUGUACCAGGUUAUCCCCGGGGUAACUUGGCCAUCAUGAAGGCAGCAUGUCGUGCUUCGGAAGCCCUGAGCAGAGGUUUGCCGGAGGAGGUCACUAAGGAUCCCCUACUACCCGUUGCAGGUUCUUCCUGGACUGUCAUCGUCAUCAGAGGGAUUUUGGCAACUGCGUGCAUCAUUGGCAUGGCAUCUGCUGCAGGAUGGUACCUCUACCAACAAGGCAUGAUCCCACCUGAAAUGAUUCCUGCAGAACUGCUUGCUUUCCUUUGAGAUCCUGAAUUCAUCUGGAUUCUAAGCUGUCCUGC